Molecule: messenger RNA, 888 nt
Organism: Westerdykella ornata
Lineage: Eukaryota; Fungi; Ascomycota; Dothideomycetes; Pleosporales; Sporormiaceae
Product: synaptobrevin
Exons: 2
Coding region: 1-888 (295 amino acids)
Biological process (GO): retrograde vesicle-mediated transport, Golgi to endoplasmic reticulum
Cellular component (GO): endoplasmic reticulum; SNARE complex
Molecular function (GO): SNAP receptor activity
Source: RefSeq, a predicted model, not a curated record
AUGCAGGCAACUUCUCCUUCCCAAUACCCCGAUACAACAGCCAUCAACCUUGAUCGGAUUCUCUCGCGCUUAGAGCAGGUCCUGCUCUCUCCGGAGUCCUCUUCCACAUUACGGAAGUCCAGCUUUGAGCGAAAUCGCGUAGGCGCAAAUGUAGAAUAUGCACGAACAUUAUUGCUCAGCCUCGAACAUUCCGCGGCGACAUCAGCGACGUCGAAGUCGAAAAAAUCAUCAUUACAAGCGGACCUUCAACAGAAGCGCGAGCUGAUCAAACAAUUGAACCAAAGGUUGUACGAGCUCAACCAGCUCGACGACGAAGUGUCGGAAGACUCCACAGACUCAGAAAACGAAGAUGAGGACAUAUAUCCGUCAUACGCACCACAUGUGAAGGAGGAAGCUGGAAUUGAGGUCAAGUCAGGCAAUCAGGGCAAUGAAGCAUUCGCGACAGCAGCGCAGAACCUCGCAUCGGAGCUACGGCGGAGAGGCCCCGCACAACAAGAGGACGUUACUGCGACAGGGACGGCGCUCUUUUCUUCGAGAACACGCGCGAGCGGCGACUCAGGAAAAUCUCAGGAAGCAUUACUGGAGCACCACCGCAUCGAGCAGGAAUCGCUGAGUACGAGCCUACUUGAAAUGGCAAAACAACUGAAGCAGCAAUCAGUACAUUUUCAGAAUACUCUGGAAGGGGAUAAGUCGAUACUGGAACGGGCUGUUGAAGGCCUUGACAAAAGCACGUUGGGCAUGGAAGCCGCUGGUCAGCGGAUGGGCACAUUGAGAAGAAUGACCGAAGGGAAAGGCUGGUGGGACCGCAUGAAGCUAUAUGCACUCAUAUUCGGUCUGUGGAUAAUCGCCUUCCUCAUCGUCUUCGUUGGACCCAAAAUACGAUUCUAG